CAAACUGACAAUGUCAGUUGUCACUUGUCACUAACCAAUUUUAUUUUCCGAAAACUUUCAGCAUCUGAUUCUCAGACUGCAAUAAUAAUAGCUUUGGAACUAGAAAUCUAUUAAUGACUACAUUAAGAUAGCAUUUCAUUAAUUGUCAAUCUGAAAAGUUAAUAGUAAAAUGACCUCCCAAUCAACUACAGCUGUUCAAGCGGUAGAUAGAGAUCGGGUGUAUCAAUGGAUUUUAGAACUCACUAAUCCAGAAACUAGAGAGAAUGCACUUCCAGAGCUGAGUAAAAAAAGGGAGGUAGUUCCUGAUUUAGCCCCAAUGUUAUGGAACAGUUUUGGCACUAUUGCAGCACUUCUCCAAGAAAUAAUUAAUAUAUAUCCAGCAAUCAAUCCUGCUACUCUGACAGCUCAACAGUCGAAUAGGGUAUGCAAUGCUUUGGCACUACUUCAAUGUGUUGCUUCACAUCCGGAUACUAGAUCUCAGUUUUUGUUAGCACAUAUACCCUUAUUUUUGUAUCCUUUUUUACAUACAGUGUCAAAGACACGUCCAUUUGAAUAUUUACGUUUAACUAGUUUGGGAGUAAUUGGAGCUCUCGUUAAGACUGAUGAGCAAGAAGUAAUUACUUUCCUCUUGACUACGGAAAUCAUUCCUCUGUGUUUGAGAAUUAUGGAAUCAGGUUCUGAGCUUAGUAAGACUGUGGCCACCUUCAUUUUGCAAAAAAUCCUUCUUGAUGAUAGUGGUUUAUCAUAUAUUUGUCAAACAUAUGAUAGAUUCAGUCAUGUUGCAAUGAUACUCGGUAAAAUGGUCAUUUCUCUGGCUAAAGAACCUUCUGCUCGACUACUCAAGCAUGUGGUCCGUUGUUAUCUCCGACUUUCAGAUAAUCCUCGUGCUCGUGAAGCGCUAAGACAAUGUCUUCCUGAUCAAUUGAGGGACAAUACAUUCGCUAAUUGUUUGCAAGAGGAUAAAUCAACGAAUCACUGGCUUCAGCAGCUGCUUAAUAAUCUGGAGACUCCUCCACCGGCUGAUAGUCGGCAAGUGGGCUUGUCCCCUCUUACAUCACAAUAGAGCUCCGAGGAGGAGAAAACAUUGAGGGAAUGUUGACUGAACGAUGAUUUCGGAUAAUGUGAUUUCCUGUCUUUUGUUAAAAAAUUUUAUGUUCAUUAUGUUUGCUCUGUAAAAGCCCAGUCAGAUCAAUACUUGUAAUUCUUAUUUCAGUAACUUGUGCAUUGUAUAUAACGGAGAAAUUGUGAUAUAAUGUCCAAAUGAUAUAGAAUUUAAUCUGAUGAUCUAUUAAUAGUUGUUUAAUAGAAAAAUAUGAAAAUUCAAAGGAUGAAUUUGGCGAAGUAGAAUAAUUAUGCUUUCUAUAGGUGGUACUAAAUUUUUCAGACACGUCUUCGAGGAUGACAUUGGAGAACCAAUUCUUUAUAUUAACUGCAUCAGUUUGUCAUGUAAUUAUGAAAAUUUGAAAUCAUGAGGAUUUAUUCUUAUAUAUUAUAUGUUUGUUGAAGCAGUGUGAAAUUGGGAAUUUUAUGGAGAAGUCUUUAUUAUCUUCAGUGAAUUAUGUGAAAAGGGUUAUAAUUGUACUUUAGGGAUUUUUUUCCCAAUUAACUAAUAUCGAUAGUGACAUUUUUCUCGGAAUUUAUCAAACAACUAUAAUGUAUAUUUAAUGUCCAUUAAUAUUUAUUAUUUUAAUUAAAACACUGUUGCAUUA
Harmonia axyridis is the source of this 1709-nucleotide messenger RNA. RefSeq names its product CCR4-NOT transcription complex subunit 9 (gene Rcd-1). The record is from RefSeq and is a predicted model, not a curated record. Gene Ontology annotation, cellular component: CCR4-NOT core complex; CCR4-NOT complex; P-body. Bases 170 to 1063 code for a protein of 297 amino acids. The transcript has 6 exons. NCBI's taxonomy places the organism in Eukaryota, Metazoa, Arthropoda, Insecta, Coleoptera, Coccinellidae. Gene Ontology annotation, biological process: negative regulation of translation; mRNA catabolic process.